CUCCGAUUCCAAAUCUCUGACGUUGCAACCAAGCACUGUAUCAUUAAUACGCAUCAAUGGUGUUGAAGUUCAGAAAUCCGCAAUUUUUGGGGACGGACGCCCCCAUUGCGGGCGACAUUUGCCCAUUGCUGGACUGAGCCCUUAAACUUCGGUCAAACGUAAACCCUGCCUCAGCAUACAGCGUGUAGCCGUCCUUCAGACCUCGUUGUGCUUCAGCACUCUCGUAUCCAACACCACAACGCACGAACGAGCGGUCAGCAGAAAGGAGGCUCACAACUAUAGAUCUUAAACAGUAGCUGGACCUCGGAGCUCAGCAGCCCUUGCAUCGGUUGCGAAAGCGCUACUGCACAGUGUCGCCUAGCGCGCCACAAGCGCAAGCCAUGGACCAGGAGGCCCAGGAUGUCCAUCUCCUUGUCCAUCUUUCAGAAGCAUUCAAUAAGGACGAGGUGUGGCAGCUGGCCGCUGCAGCAGCAUGGAGCAAGGCCACGAAUCUGGAACGUGUGUUAAUUCGCGGUAGCACAGCGGCCAAACAGCUGAAGCUCGUGGAUGUGCUUAUCCGUAAAACCUCGGCGGCUGGGCUCGGCGUGGGGAGCGCGCCUGGAGCUGAUGGGCGACACCUGGCCUGGGUUGCCGUUCCGCUCAUGGUACUGGCGCUGGUGGUCGACCGCGGCGUCAGCACUCUUGACGACAUCAAGCAGUGCGCGAAGCUAUUCAUCGCACGCAACGACGUCGCCCUGGCGACAGCGUACCACGGCGUGCGUGGUGUCGGGGUCGUGGCCAGCGUUGGCCUGGGUGUGGUCGCAGCGGUUCGCGCUUGCGUCAAGCGCCUGAAGGUGCAGCCUGGCCGGCCCCGCGUGUCGCGGCUGAAGCGCCCCAAGCAGCAACUUGAUCUGGCCCCUGCAGGCGUGCUGCCGGCCGCCAGAACGUCCACCACGGGCCAGGUGAACGCUUCGCAGGAUGGCUGAGGCGAUGGUGGUACUGGAUUCUGGGAAUUGCAGGGGUGGAGAUAGAUGCAAGCGAGGCACAUGCAGGCUCCAACUUCCAACGAACUCCUGAAAUGAUUGGAUCCACAACGGUACUGCACCCAACUGCUAGCAGAUGACUUCUGGAUGCGUGCUGCUUCACGUUCCAUGUUACUUGUUUGUGAAAUAAGUGCGCAAGCUUUGGUUUGGUGGCUAUGUGGACGGGCGUCGUGGCUGUUUUCGCUGAAAGCCAUGUCACUCCGCCCACUCGGUGGUUGCGUUGGUUUGCAGGUUCGAGCCGAGUGUGCAUGGAUGCUUAGGUGGCCGGUGCUUGCGUGCACAUGCAACCAAGGAUACAGUAUGACGAGUGCGGGGUGCUGCUAAAAGAAUGAAGUGAGCUGUGGCCGUGGUGACGAGCAGCCCGCAUAAUGAGCUGCUUUAUUGGGUUAGUGGGCCUGGAAAACGCGGAUGAUAAAGAGGUGGGCGCGGUGAUGGGCGAUGACACACUAUCGUUCAAUCAAGGCAGUGCUGAAUGAUGAUGAGUUGGGUUGCAUCACGUACAAGCUUGAACUAGAAACCACUGACUGCGUGAGUGUUGUAGCAUUGGUACCGUGAGUGUUGUAGCAUUGGUGGUACCGUAUUUGCAUUUACGAGUGACAGGAAGAGGAGGCCGUACGUAGCGACCCUGGAAGCCAUCUCUGUUCGGAGCCGAGGCAUCAAUGAGACAGAGCUGCACGCAUGCCGCUCACGCCCACUCGCGUGCAGGUCACCAGCUGUAACACAAGGAGCAG
Chlamydomonas reinhardtii is the source of this 1753-nucleotide messenger RNA. RefSeq lists its product as uncharacterized. Bases 381 to 965 code for a protein of 194 amino acids. The transcript has 4 exons. NCBI's taxonomy places the organism in Eukaryota, Viridiplantae, Chlorophyta, Chlorophyceae, Chlamydomonadales, Chlamydomonadaceae. The record is from RefSeq and is a predicted model, not a curated record.